CAGCCAAGCGCGUGGGGACUCCUUAGCCGAUGGCGACUCAGAAAUGAACCCAAGGGACGAGACUGCAGGACACGCUUGAGACAUCAUUUCUGGGAUUGAGAGAUGAGGCUGCUACCACACAUUCUGCUAGCCCUCGCUUUCCUACCGGCCACUUUACGCCCGAUCGCGGGACAACAGAAAGCUCCUAGAAUCACCACCUUGCUGGAGACAGUGGAUGUAUUAUUGGAUCACAACGCCACGUUCAUCUGCGAAGUUGAUUCUCGCCCUCCUGCUGACAUCACAUGGACUCGCAAUAACGUACAGAUCAGGACUUCUGAAACGCAUUACCACACCAGAGAGAACGGCCAGUUGCUGGUCAUUGUGAACGUUAGGGACUCGGACAACGGUGAAUACUGCUGCACUGCCGAUAAUGGGAUCGGAGAGCCGGCGAAAAGUUGUGGUGCCCUACAGCUGAAGAUGAGGCCGCAAAUCAAACGACACCCAAGUAACGUAACGUUACUUAUUGAAUCCAAGGCAGUCUUACCUUGUGUGACGCUGGGAAACCCUAAACCAGAUAUCUCCUGGAUCAAAGAUGAUGAACUUGUCAAGGUCAGUGACCAUAUAACUAUAUUGGAUUACGGUGCUUUGAAAAUCCAUAGCAUCAAAAAGGAGGAUGCAGGACAAUAUCGGUGCGUGGCAAGGAACAGCUUGGGCACGGCCUACUCAAAGCCCGCUACCAUCGAGGUUCAGGCACCGGCUCGGAUUCUGAAAGUCCCGAAAGAGAAAAGGGUCCCGUUUGGGACUGAGGUGACAAUGGAAUGUAACGCCACAGGCAAUCCUGUCCCCACCAUUACAUGGCUGGAGAAUGGAAAUGCUAUAUCAGGGGCAUCUGUGGAGGACACCAUAGUGGGCGAGGUGGUUCUCUCGGUUCUUCGCGUUGUUGUGAACAAGCCGGCACUUUAUACCUGUCUGGCCACCAACCGGCCAAGUGGAGGAGCCAACACGAUGAAAGCCACCGCUAAGGUCACAGUUUCAGAAUGGAGGCUAUACAAGGGCAACGCUGGCUACUGUGGUACUUACCGAGGGGAGAUGUGCCGAGGGGCUCUGCGUGCAGAUGCCCUGCUUUUCUUCAACACCUCGCUCGGUGACCCCGAGGACACUCAGGAGCUAAUUGUACAGAGUUCCUGGGCAGGACUGGAGAGGGUUAGCACCCUCUGUAGGCAAGCAGCUCGAGCCCUGAUCUGCCACCAUGCGUUCCAGGACUGCAACCCCUCUGACCUGGGACCAGUACCCAAGCCAGUCUGCAGAGAACACUGCUUGGCAGUGAGGGACUUUUAUUGUGACAAAGAAUGGCUGUCCAUGGAGGACAGCUCUCACAGAGGGAUAUAUUCAUCACGGACUGGGAUCACCCUUCCCGACUGCACACACCUACCAAACCAGAAGACAGACGACAGCGCCUGUACCGCCAUUUCCUACAUUGAUAUCAAAAAAGAUCAAGUUACAACAAAAUGCUAUAAUGACAGAGGACAGUUUUACUUGGGAACAGCCAAUGUCACAGCAUCUGGUGUACCAUGUCAGAAAUGGAGUCAGCAAAGUCCCCACACCCACCGGCUCUCCCCCGGGAUUAUCCCAGAGUUGCGGAAUGCAGAGAACUACUGCCGGAACCCGGGAGCGGAGAAGGAGCGACCCUGGUGCUUCACUACCAGUCCACUACUGAGAUGGGAAUACUGCAACGUUCCCAAGUGUGGAGAGGGUACACAGCUGACCCAUAUGAUGGUGCCAGCAUCCACCUACCCUCGGCAGCUAACCCCAAACCUCCCUCCAUCAGUCUCACCUACCUACUCCAUGAGCGUCAUAAUUUUUGUCAUGGCUGGCGUCGCUGCAGCAGCCUUCCUCACCAUCCUCGCGCUCAUGUGUUGCAAGAGGAAAAAGCUGUGGAAGAGCAGGAAAAGGGUGAUGGAGACCCCCGCGCUGACAGCCCUGCCCUCGGAGCUUCUGCUGGACCGCCUGCACCCCAACCCCAUGUACCAGCGUCUGCCCUUGCUGCUCAACUCUAAGCUCUUAAGCCUAGAGUAUCCUCGCAACAACAUUGAGUAUGUCAGGGACAUUGGAGAGGGUGCCUUCGGUCGUGUCUUCCAAGCCAGGGCCCCAGGGUUGCUGCCCAUGGAGCCUUUCACAAUGGUGGCUGUGAAGAUGCUGAAGGAGGAGGCUUCAGCAGACAUGCAGAAUGACUUCCAGAGGGAGGCGGCACUCAUGGCGGAAUUUGAUCACCCCAAUAUUGUCAAGCUGCUAGGGGUUUGUGCUGUGGGUAAACCAAUGUGCCUGAUGUUUGAGUACAUGGCUCACGGCGACCUGAACGAGUUCUUACGGCGGCGCUCGCCAAAUCUGCAGGCCAGCCUAAGCCGGACCAGCCUCUCAGGCCGUAGCUUCUCCUCCGAGCUCGAAGCGAGCCCUCUCACGUGCUUGGAACAGCUCUACAUCUCCAAGCAGGUGGCGGCCGGCAUGGCCUACCUCUCCGAGCGCAAGUUCGUCCAUCGCGACCUGGCCACUCGCAAUUGUCUCGUGGGUGGCGACCUGGUGGUGAAGAUCGCGGACUUUGGCCUGUCACGCAACAUCUACUCGGCUGACUACUACAAAGCCAAUGAGAACGACGCCAUCCCCAUUCGCUGGAUGCCGCCCGAGUCCAUCUUCUACAACCGUUACACCACCGAAUCGGAUGUGUGGGCCUACGGGGUGGUACUGUGGGAGAUAUUCUCCCACGGCAUGCAGCCGUACUACGGCAUGGCCCACGAGGAGGUCAUCUACUACGUGCGAGAUGGGAACAUCUUGUCCUGUCCGGAAGGCUGCCCGCUGGAACUGUACAACCUCAUGCGGCUGUGCUGGAGUGGCCACCCCACUGACAGGCCCAGCUUUGUCAGUAUCCACCGUAUCCUGGAGCGAAUGCAUAGCCAGAUGCUGCAUGCCAGCCUGCCAUGACCGCUAACCUUUCUGAUCCUCAUCAUCUUUCUCCAGAAUCAGAGCUUCCAUUGACCCUGACUUGGGCUUAAAGAGGUCAGGCAGUAAAAGUGUAAUUUUUGUGACAGGAUGUACCUGUUCUGUUUGAUCAUGGAAGAUGCUGCAGCCUGUCAAGAAUUUGGCCACAACAAAGGUGUAAAAUUACGGUAGGAUGAUAGACCCAGACAUGGCCACAUCGGGCGCCUUGUUAAGAGGACGGUCCUGAAUUCACUCCUUCCCUCCUCUGUCCCAGCGCGUCAUUCGGUCCCCGCACUUCCGGUCCUUGACGGAAUGAUCGGUGCAGUUGUGGCAACUCGCAUUUCGGCAUAAGACCUGAUGUGCCUGAACGUUAGAAACACAAUGCAUGAAUUGUUCCUAUGUGCGUUCUACACUUCUGUAUUUCAACACUGUUCAUACUUUGAAAGCUCAAAAUUUUUAUGAAAGGCGUUCAGUUAGAAUAUAUCUAGAAUUGUGAACCAAACUGAAUUUUUAGUUUUAUAUAUGUUAAUAUGCCAGGCUACCCAGAAAUUAUAUGUUGAAGACAGAAGCAGUUAAAUGGUUUUUUUGUCUUUUUUUUUUUUCUUAUAAAUCAGUGUAGACUCAUUGCUUAAGGUUCCCACUGUUAAGCCUGGUUGUUUGGGGGAACACUCAAGAGUUGUACAGUUAGACAGCUUUUUUAGGUGUAAGAUUUACAUUUGCUGCUACAGUGGUGGUUGCAUUCAAAUCAUUAGUCUGUCGAGUACAUUUUGUUAGCUCCUAUAAUAUUCUGCAGAUAUCCUGAGUUAUCCAAAGCCGGCUUUGAAAUGCAUCUGUUGGGACAGGUAAUCAAAAUAUACUUCAAAUCAUUAUGGGAUGUCUGGGACAUAGUAACAUAUCGGACAAACUGUCGUGAUCUAUUUGGACUAUUGUCUAUUCCAUAG
This is a messenger RNA of Scleropages formosus (Asian bonytongue), 3893 nucleotides long. It is a transcript of the gene musk, whose product is annotated as muscle, skeletal, receptor tyrosine kinase. Gene Ontology annotation, biological process: positive regulation of kinase activity; multicellular organism development; cell surface receptor protein tyrosine kinase signaling pathway. Gene Ontology annotation, cellular component: signaling receptor complex; plasma membrane. NCBI's taxonomy places the organism in Eukaryota, Metazoa, Chordata, Actinopteri, Osteoglossiformes, Osteoglossidae. The record is from RefSeq and is a predicted model, not a curated record. The transcript is spliced from 17 exons. Bases 103 to 2955 code for a protein of 950 amino acids. Gene Ontology annotation, molecular function: ATP binding; Wnt-protein binding; transmembrane receptor protein tyrosine kinase activity.